Molecule: messenger RNA, 3852 nt
Organism: Mugil cephalus (flathead mullet)
Lineage: Eukaryota; Metazoa; Chordata; Actinopteri; Mugiliformes; Mugilidae
Gene: gdf6b
Product: growth differentiation factor 6b
Exons: 2
Coding region: 1-1248 (415 amino acids)
Biological process (GO): BMP signaling pathway; SMAD protein signal transduction
Cellular component (GO): extracellular region
Molecular function (GO): cytokine activity; growth factor activity
Source: RefSeq, a predicted model, not a curated record
AUGGAUUUCUGUCACUUCACUUUCCUGUGCGGGGCUCUUGCGUUUGUUUGGGAAAUACCCGCUUUCCAAACCCUCGCUAUCUUCCCUCCAGCUGCGCCAAAGAGCGGCGGCGGCGGCAAGGUGGCGAAGAUUUAUGAUGGACAAGAGGCGUCCAAGUAUUUUAAGGAGUUUUACGCGCCACCUUCACUGGACAGAAUCAUUAAAGCCACAUCCAAGGACUCGGUGGAGCCUCAUGACUACAUGCUGUCCAUUUAUAAGACCUUCUCCACGGCGGAGAAACUGGGACUCAACGCAAGUUUCUUCCGCUCUUCAAAAGCCGCAAACACUAUUGCAAGUUUCGUGGACAACGGGCAAGAUGACCUCCCACUCUCCCCUCUGAAGAGACAGCAGUAUCUGUUCGACGUCUCAACCCUCUCCGAGAAAGCGGAGGUGCUGGGAGCCGAGCUCAGGAUAUACACCAAAGUGUCUGGGAAUUUCAGGAUAUCGGAAACAGAGCCUGUCGACAUCCAGCUCCUCUCCUGCCACGACCGGCGGCUGCUCGACUCCAAGACGCUGGACCUGCAGGACUCCCACAGGCCGAAGUGGGAGGUGUUGGACGUGUGGGAAAUAUUCAAAGAGCGGCAGCGCCUGAGCCAGGGGAAGCACUUCUGCCUGGAGCUCAGGGCCACGCUGGACAACCCCGAGAGGGAGCUGGACCUGCACCUCCUGGGCCUGCACCGGCACGCCAGGCCUCAGCAGAAGAAAGCCAUCUUAGUGGUGUUCACCAGAUCUAAGAAGAGGCAGACUCUGUUCAGCGAGAGGAGAGAGGGGAGAGCGCUGCUGGGCCUCGAGAGGAGGGCCAAGGAGAGGGGCCCCGGCGCCAAAGCCAGCAGGAGACGCAGGACGGCCGCGUCCAAAACCCGCCACGGCAAGAGGCACGGCAAAAAGUCCAAGUCCAGGUGCAGCAAGAAGCCGCUGCACGUCAACUUCAGAGACCUGGGCUGGGACGACUGGAUCAUCGCCCCCCUGGACUACGAGGCGUACCACUGCGAGGGCGUGUGCGACUUCCCCCUGCGCUCCCACCUGGAGCCCACCAACCACGCCAUCAUCCAGACUCUGAUGAAUUCGAUGAGCCCCAGCAACAUGCCGCCCAGCUGCUGCGCCCCAUCCAAGCUCAGCCCCAUCAGCAUCCUCUACAUCGACUCAGGAAACAACGUGGUCUACAAGCAGUACGAGGACAUGGUGGUGGAGUCCUGCGGCUGCAGGUAGUGGACCAGGGCCUCUCCGAUCAGCCGGAACCGAAACUGUGCCACAGUCUGUGCGGCGGCGAGGCUGCAAAUGAAUUAAGGAGAGACUUAAAAAUCAUUCGUGCUUAAUACCUCAAACAGUUGUUGUUUUUAUUUUAUUUUAUUUUCUCUGUUGCUUCCUGUCUCGAGGAAACACACCUUAAGAUCUACACCCGUGAACAUCACCUAUACAUCUCUUCCACGCCAUCAAAUUAGCAAAAAAACUAAUGACUCAACAGAAUAACUGAGCGUUUUCUUACCAUAUAUGCAAAAGUUGAAGCAGCAGCCUUAGCCUUAGCUUAGCAUAAAGACUGGAAACAAGGAGCAAAAAGCUAGAAGCAGGUACCACAUAAACUCUUUUAAAGUUGGACUAAUCAAACAAUUCUCCAUUUAAGUUAUUAGUGGGCAGCGCGUUUGUUCACAACUGAAAAAGAGACAUGGAUGAAACGUCUUCAAGAAACUCCACAAGUUCAGUUCACCUUGUUUUUGGCUUUUACACACACACAUAUAUAUAUAUAUUAAUACCAUGACCUGGAUGAACCUUUUAAAUAGUUGGAAGUGUUGCUCAAUAGCUUUAAAUCAUGUGAAAUAAACACAUAUGACUGGAUGAGGUGCCAUAAAAAAACCUACAUACACAGAGAUAAUAAAAUAAUUGAAAAUAGCAAUGAAAUUAAAUGAAUUCACGACCGAACUACACAGGUGAGGAUCUGUGCAGACUGACGUCUUAAAGCAGGAAAGAUUUCCUGAGGCGACAAAGUCGUCUUUUGGAUGAGGUGCUUCUCCGUUGUCUGUGUCUGUUGUACGGUGGAGAGGGCGGUCGGGGUUUUGUCCAUGACGUGACCUCCUCUCCAACACUGACUCAGAAGUCUCCUGUCUGCAGCCAGUGGUGAGGUUAUAGAAAAGCAAAGCAACUGAGGUUUCCUGAAGGUUGCCUCUACCUUAGUUUGUCCUCUAGAUGCUUUACAGCGACCCGGACGACUGAGAAUCACCAGACGUUUUGUGUCCGUCUCUGUUUUAGCAACGAGUCAUUAUCAGUAGUUCAGUAGUUUGUGACACGUUAUAAAUCAAAGCCGAGCUGGCUCCGCUUUCCUCCCGCGCCGGCCGCAUCAUAUGUGUCGGUUCCGCCAGUUACCUUUUAAAACCGAUGACAAACGUCCAACAAUCACAACGAGCUCUUGAGCAACACUUCAACACCUCCUCGCCGACGGUGGAGCUGGACACACUUGUUUUGUCUGGCGCUCGGUUUGUGAACACAUCAUUAGAGCAGCUGGUGGACUCUGGACUUAGCUCUGUUAGCUGUGUCCACUGUUUCCAGUGUGUCAUGCUAAACUUACUGCCUGCCCGCUACGUUCCUAAUCCCCCUCAUCUGACGCCCUGCGUUACAAAAAAAAAGACACCUGAGACACUCCCCGUGUGGAGACAAGAAAUUUAAAUUAGUGUAAAAAUGAAAGAAGCAUUUGUUUUAACCUUUUACCACCAGCUGUUCUUCUCGUGGGACACGAAUGCAGCGCGAAACGUUUGAUGGAUUGCUCGUGCUAAGAAUAAAUACGUGCAGUCCAGGCCUCUCUCUGCUUCUAAAUCAGUCUGGCAGUUUUUCCCUGUGAUAAUAUGUAAGAAAGCGAUUUCCAGUUUCAACGCAACAAUCAAAGCUGAUGCAGUUGUUUCAUUUCAGAGCAUUCCUCGACCAAAACGAAAAGGAUUGAUUGCAGCCUCUCGUUCGGCCUGUUUCUUCUAUAAACCAAAUCAUUAACUUCAGGUAAACAUUAUUCCCCCCCCCCACCUCCCCCAUUACAGAAACUUAAGCUUACAGCGCUUUGACAUGGCCUAUGACUCAGGGAAAGUCUUCGAGUGCUGGAGGUAAAGUUACGACUACAGAUUAAACCACCAUCCACCGAACAUUUCCACCGAAACGCCGACCAGCUUCACGUCCGCUUGACGACACACACACGCGGUAAUUUAGUCUGUAAUGCACUGAUGUUCAAAGGUACCACGUGUAAAUAUUUGAUGUGGAAAUAAUAAUUUAUGUUAUGUGAAUAAGUUAUUGCAUUUAUAUUGUCCGCUUUGUUCUGUUACAACUUCCAGACGCCAUGAGUCACACAUCUGGAUGUUCAGGUUUAAAUAAACACACAUGGGUCGUGUUUUUGUAAAGAAAUGUGACGGCCAUGUUCUGCUCGCAGACUGUGAAAUAUUAGAUUACUAUCAGUGCUCUUGAUAUACAUAUACAUACAUAUAUAUGUAUGUGUGUGUGUAUAUAUAUAUAUAUAUAAGAGAAGAAAACAUUCGUUUUUGCUUGGUGAAUUUAUCUUCAGGCUGUUGAUUCAAAGAUUAGCCGCACAUUUUAACCUCGUUAUAUGUUAUGUUUUGCAUUAUUUACCCUAAAAUAAUAUAUUAUGUUGACUGAUAAUUCAGUGUCACGGUACAUUUGUCUUUUAUUUCUCUGGUAUCCACAUUAUGAAGCAGCAGAAAAUGAACUGAUGAUGUAUUUUCCAGCGUAGAAUAAUCAUUUUUGUUUAACCGAAUGACUCUAUUCUUAUAAAAUGUACAAAUGCGUAGAAUACGAGACAAAUUAAAAUGUCUUUGGCUUAUA